Messenger RNA from Platichthys flesus (European flounder), 5852 nucleotides. Its product is annotated as contactin-1a-like. Lineage: Eukaryota; Metazoa; Chordata; Actinopteri; Pleuronectiformes; Pleuronectidae. The transcript has 24 exons. The record is from RefSeq and is a predicted model, not a curated record. Gene Ontology annotation, biological process: brain development; cell-cell adhesion. Bases 228 to 3281 code for a protein of 1017 amino acids. Gene Ontology annotation, molecular function: cell-cell adhesion mediator activity.
UAAGUUGACAUCCCUCCAUCCCAUCCUCGGGUGCGGGACCGCGACUCCGUCAGUCUCCUCUCUCCGCUCUGAGCGCCCGGUGAUGCGGUGCUGAGCAGGUGUGAGCAUCGUGAAGGACGAACGGAGACGGACGGACACUACCGGAGGGAAAUCCAGGCAGUCCUGCUCAUGUUCCAUCAGCUGAGCUUUAAGCUGUAACCCCACCAGGUGGUUCUCACUUCAGCAUCAUGCUGCACCUCACCCUGCUCCUCCAUCUCCUGGUCCUCUCACUCUCUUCUGCAGAUGCAUCAUUCCAUGGGGAGGUACCUGACUUUUAUAGAGAUGAAGCCGCAGGUUUCGGGCCAGUGUUUGAGGAGCAGCCGGUGGACACCAUCUACCCUGAGGAGUCGCCCGAGGACAAAAUCAUCCUAAACUGCCGCGCUCGGGCCAAUCCACCUGCCACAUACAAAUGGAGGCUUAACAACUUGCACAUUGAUCUGAAUGAAGAGGGCAGCCUCUACAGUUUAGCGGGAGGCAACCUGGUCAUCAACAACCCACUCAAAACCAAACACGAAGGGAAUUACUCCUGCAUGGCUUCCAACAUGUUCGGAGCGGUCGUCAGCCGAAAGGGCUCGGUCCAGUUCGGAUACCUGGAUCUUUUCUCUUCAGAGGAGAGGGAGACGGUGAAAAUCAAAGAGGGACAGGGGGCAGUGCUGCUCUGCGCUCCCCCGCCACAUCAUCCAGCCGAGCUGUCGUUCCGAUGGAUCCUCAACGAGUUCCCCACUUUCAUCCCGCUGGACCAGCGGCGCUUUGUCUCCCAGUCCAACGGGAACCUGUACAUCUCCAAGGUGGACUCGUCGGACACCGGCAACUACUCCUGCAUCGCGUCCAGCCCGUCCAUCUCCAAGAGCGUGUUCUCCAACUACAUCCCUCUGGUGCCUCAGGCUGAACGUCCCAUCAGGAAGUACCCUGCUGACCUCAACGUCAAGUUCCCAGACACCACAGCUCUGGUCGGGCAGAAUAUCACCUUGGAGUGCUUCGCUCUGGGAAACCCCGUUCCUGAGAUCCACUGGAAAAAGCUGGAGGGGCCAAUGCCGCCCAAUCAUGAGAAGGCGGGGGCUCAUCUGCACCUGUACAAUGUGCAGUAUGAAGAUGGCGGCACGUAUCAGUGCGAGGCGGUGAACUCCAGAGGAAAAGACUACCACACUGCCCGUGUGUCUGUGGAAGCUUUCCCUGAGUGGGUAGAGCACAUCAGCAGCACAGAGAGAGACCUCCACAGCGAGUACACCAUGUCCUGCGAAGCCAGCGGCAAACCCAAACCACGCAUCCACUGGCUGAAAAACGGAGAACCGCUGGACAGGAACGAGAUGAAGUUCAGCAGCCUGAUGUUCGACGACUCGGGGAUGUACCAGUGCAUAGCACAGAAUCGCCACGGAGUCAUAUAUGCCAACGCGGAGCUGCGUGUGUUCGCCUGUGCGCCCACGUUUGAACACAACCCAGUGAAGAGGGUCCUGGUGGCCAAAAACGGCCGGGUGGUGAUCCAGUGUCGACCGAAAGCUGCUCCGAAGCCAAACUUCUCCUGGAGCAAAGACACGGAGCUGAUCUCCAACUCUACCAGGGUGUUCAUCUGGGAGGACGGGAGCCUGGAGAUCCUCAACGUGACGCGGGCAGAUGAAGGCCGGUACACCUGCUUCGCCGAGAACGACCGGGGCAAGGCCAACAGCACGGGCACUCUGCUGGUCACAGAGUCCACAAAGAUCACCCUGGCGCCGGCCAACGCUGACGUUAAAGUGGGAGAGAACACCUUGAUGCAGUGCGGCGCCUCGCACGACUCCUCCCUGGACAUCACCUUCAUCUGGUCGCUGGACGGCCGCGUCAUUGACCUGCACAAGGAGAGCCAGCACUACGAGCGCACACCGAACGGGAGCUCGAACGGCGAGCUGCUGAUUAAACACACCCAGCUGAAGCACGCCGGACGAUACAGCUGCACUGCGCAGACCACCGUCGACAACAUCACCGCCUCUGCCCACCUGGUUGUCAGGGGUCCCCCGGGGGCCCCAGGUGGGCUGCGAGUGGUGAACCAAACCGACAAGAGUGUGACGCUGCAGUGGAGCCGGGGAGCAGACAACCACAGCCCCAUCUCCAGAUACACCAUCCAGUACAGGGAUUUCCUCCAGAACGACGUCUGGAAGAACGCCACUACAUCUCCUGCCGAGGUAGAGGGGAACACAGAGACAGCUACCGUGGUGGAUUUGCUCCCCUGGACCGAGUAUGAGUUCAGGGUGAUUGCCAUCAACACCCUGGGGACAGGAGAUCCGAGCAACCCGUCCCCCAAACACACGACCCUGGAAGCAGUUCCUGUGGUGGCGCCCUCGGACAUCGGCGGGGGUGGAGGGACCAGCAGAGAGCUGACCAUCACGUGGACGCCGAUGCAGCCACAGUACUACUACGGUUCCAACUUUGGCUACAUUGUGGCCUUUAAACCUCAAGAUGACAACCAGUGGAGGAGGGUGAUAGUGCCCGACCCCCAGGCCAGCCGCUACGUCCACAAAGAGUCGUCCAUCGUCCCAUUGACCAAGUUCCAGGUCAAAGUCAAAGCGUUCAACAGCGAAGGAGAGGGACCCUACAGCCUCACAGCCGUCAUUUACUCCGCGCUGGAUGCUCCAUCCGAAGCUCCUGUGAGUGUCAACGGCAAAGCUCUCUCUGCAGUAGAAGCCACGGUGGGGUGGCGGCCGAUCUUACAAAGCAAUAUAGAGGGAUACCAGGUGAAGUACUGGAGGAAGCUGGAAGACGGCGAGGGCGGGGCUCAGAGGGUGGUGGUGCCCAGCAAGGAGAACCACACCAAGUUGGAGGGUAUGAAGCCCAGCUCCGUUUACCUCAUUGAGGUCAGGGGCUACAACUCUGCAGGCUUCGGGCCGCCCAGUGAACACAUCCAGAUCCACACCAAGCGAGCCCCUCCCAGUCGACCGCCAAAAAUAAUAGGUAAAAAGUUAAAGGGCCGGUUAGUAAAUAUUGCCUGGGAACACGUUGAACCGCUGGAAAACGAGUCAUCGAUAAAUGGCUACAAAGUGCUGUGCUGGAUUAAGGGGAACGCCACACAAAUCCUGUACACAACAACCAGGCGGUACAUAGAUCUUCCCCUGCCUCCAGGGGGAACCUAUGUGGUGGAGGUCCGGGCGUCCACAGAAGGAGGAGACGGGGCUCUGGCACAAAUCGUCAUCACAAAUGGCGGCGUGAUGGCUGCCCAGUCCCUCAGCGUACUUUCCCUGCUCCUGGGGGCCCUCCUCUGCCUGAACCUCUGAAUGUAGCGCCAUCUUUGUCUUCACUCCUCGUGAAGAAGACUCUUUAAGCUAGACGCCUGUUAAGGACUUUGGGACUUUCCACACUCUCUCGGCUCCACCCUACAAACCGGGACUUCGUAUAUUCCAACUCUUCCCCUCUGGAAUUUGUUUGCAGGAAUAGACCGAAAUGGAAAAAAUUGGAAAUGGACAAAGACAUUCCUUAUUUAUCCACAAAAAAACACCUCUUUGGAGGAGCGUCAAAAGGAGAUCUGUCAACUUUUUAAAUAUGCCUUAUAUAAACGACUGCACUUAUCUUUCCCAGUGAGCUGUUUUUAAAUGGAUCAUGGCUGAAUAUGUGAGCGUUACACUUUACACAGUUUGGCAGUUUGAUGUCUAUAACAUGUUCUAAUCUGUCCCACAGUGCAUUCCACAGUGAAAGUAAACAAGUAGCUGUGAAGGAUAAGUGAAUCAGUUUAUAAAACUGUCUUUGUCUCUCUUUACUUGCAGUUCAGUGGCAUUUUCUUAUGUUUUCUUUUCUAAAUGAAGCACAUACUCUGUUACAGAGAUACAGUCAAAGCAAAUCUCAUCCUUUUACAUACUAGAUUGUUUUAACAAGCAUCAUGGAGAAGAGCUAUUUAUGUCAUGCUGAAAUAAUAUAUCCAAUAAUUGAUAUUGUUUUGCUAUCUAAUAUACUAUGGAUGUUAUGCAGAGAAAUAGAUUGGUUUAUCUGGAAUCAGUGCUUAUUUACAAAUCACAACAUGAACUCAAGACCAUAUUCACACGGCAGCCAUUUUCCUCUGAUGUCAUGCUCGGGGUGGGAAUGCUCAUAACAUAGUUCAAGCUGGAUAACAUAGUGUUGCUGUGAGAAGUGCAUUGAUAUCUCCGGAUUAUAUUGUCUUUCCCAUUGUAUAACCGUGUAUUGUAUAACUGUGUUAAACAGUGACGUUAGCUAGGAAGGGUUUGGAUGCUUACGUUAGCUGUAGAUCAAGUGUGUUGUGUAAUCUUGAAAUAAGGUGCCAUGUCCCUCCAGAUUGUUUACGACCCAUUGUCUUUCCAGUUGUUGAUCAGUUAGGAAGCAGUGAAUUGAAAACAGUUUGUCAGACUCCCUGCGUUUCUGUGACUUAUAAACCUGGAUCACAGCAACACAACAUUAUUCAGUUCAUAAAAAGGAUUAGCCCCUCCCGCCCGAAUCAUGCCGCCAGAGGAAAAUGGCUGCUAGGUGGCUAUGGUCUGUUCAACCACCUUAAAGUUGUGUGCAUGUUGACAUUGUUACAUGAGUCAAUUUGAAAGGGUUCAGAGGUGCUGGAGAGUGACGCAGCUCUUGGAAUCAAUAUUGCAAAACUGAAUGUAACGCAAACCACAGGACCAGGUGAACAUAUCAAACAUAUUGAACAUGUUCUUAUUCCACUGAUUUACCACCUGUAGUUGUACGUGUACAUCUGUGCAGUGAUCAACACCUCAACAUCUGGGUCAAUGUCGUAACCGAUGCUUAAAAGUAGAAGUACUUUUGUUUUGACUGUAUCACGAGGACCUCAGUGGUACAAGCCAGUGCUUUGUAAAGAAUGUUGGCUUUUUUUUUCUUUGUACAUUUUCAUGUUGUCUCUCAUUUAUGGCUUCUUUUGAGAGUCACAGUAGCGACGCUCAUGCCCUCCUGUAAUUGUGCAAUGUCUGAUUCAUCCGUGGCUAACUUUGUAUAUUUUCCAAUAAGACAACUUGCCUAGCUCCUUUAACAGUAAAUCUAGUAUAUUUCAUUUUUUUCAUUAUCUUGUUUUAACAGAAGGUAUAAGCGAAGGCAUCCAUGUCGGCGGAAAGAGCCAAAGGUCAUGACAUUGUUUUCACUCCAUUAUUUUAAACUUUUUUUUUUUAACAAAGAAAUAUAUGAACAUAAUCAGCUGUUGUCAUUUUUUUUUUGUUCAUAAUUAAUAUAUGUGCAUGUCUUCACUGUUAAAAUGUUGAUUUCCCUCAACAACAAAUGCUGCGUUUUGGAUUCCUACCAUUCACGUGUUGUGUGACUGAUGCUGGCCAUGCUUCUACAUUGUGACUAUAUCAACAUCCACCACAAAGUGCUUUUGCCGGUCAUUUCCUUCAUGCGACAAAUCGAAACAAAAAAGAAGAGUUGCCAAAUGCAUGAAUGCCGACAACCUUGACUGACAUUUGGGUCGAGGCGGCGACUCUACGCUCUGACAUGCAUGACAUUGCAGAUGACGUGUACAUUACUUUGCAACCAAUCGACACCAUAGCGACUUCUCAACCUCUGUGCUCCAUCUGAAAUACAUUCCAUUACUGAGUGACGUCCCUGUGUGUCAGAGACGGUAGAGAUCUGAGCCUAACACGGGCUUCUGUCAUCUCAUGUGACGUUUUAGGGUGAGUCUUUUAAAGAGACAAAAUCCAACUAAAGGAAUCUCACUUGUAAAAAGCUCAGACAUGGUCUCUUGCACAAGAUGGUUGGAAUUUGAUGGCUUCACUGGAGGCAGUGGCAGCGUGUUUUGGCUGUCCAGUGCUCCGCUGGACGAGAACGGUACAUGUGAGGGCUGAAACUGGAACUUCUCAUUGGCUGGAUAAGGAACAAUAAAAGUGUAGUUAACUAUUAAA